AACCGGUACUUCGUUGCCGUAAUAAUAAUGAUAAUACCGAUGAUAUGAUCCAAGAAAAACAUCACACGACUGUCCACAACCAUUAUGAACACCAACACCAACAAAAUGAUGUCAACCAUUUGGGUACGGAUUCCCCGUAUAAACUGGAGAUUGUUUGGCGUAAUGUCAUCGUAAUGGCUAUAUUACAUAUCGGUGCCCUGUAUGGCGCCUACCUGAUGGUUACGGCCGCCAAAUAUCAAACAGUUAUCGCCUGGUUUUUCAUGUACAUAUUUUCAGGUAUGGGCAUAACUGCUGGCGCCCAUCGUUUAUGGUCUCACCGUUCAUACAAAGCCAAUCUAGGCCUGAGGGCACUGUUAUGCAUAUUGCAGACAAUGGCCGUAGAAAAUAGCGUCUACGACUGGUGUCGUGAGCAUCGGGUGCAUCACAAGUACUCGGAAACCGAUGCCGACCCCCACAAUGCCAACAGGGGGUUCUUUUUCGCCCAUAUCGGUUGGCUAUUGUGCCGCAAACAUCCCGACGUCCAACUCAAAGGCCAAUCGGUAGACUUGAGUGACCUGUGGAACGAUCCGAUGCUCCGGUUUCAGCACCGAUACUAUCGGUCGAUGGCAUUAGUAUUUUGUGUGAUUGUGCCGACACUCAUACCCGUAAUGUUUUGGUCGGAAACACUUUAUAAUUCAUUUUUCAUAUGUUUUAUAUUCCGAUAUAUUUAUACAUUAAACAGUACCUGGCUAGUUAAUUCAGCGGCUCAUAUGUGGGGCAAUCGUCCAUAUGAUAUAACCAUAAAUCCCAGAGAGUGUAAUAUUGCUACAUAUAUAACUAUGGGCGAGGGCUACCAUAAUUAUCAUCAUACCUUUCCCUGGGAUUACUCGGCCUCGGAGUUGGACUGGAAGUAUAACUGGAAUUUUACGACAUUUUUUAUCGACAGUUUCGCCCGAAUCGGUUGGGCAUCCGAUAGGAAACGUGUAUCCAAUGAUAUGGUUACCAGUCGUGUGGAUCGUACCGGUGAUAAACAGCUGACCACUGGCCAUAUAGCUAGCCAUCAAACUGAUGCCCAGUUUUGUCUAAGCCAUGUGACGGCAUUUUGUUGCAGUAUGUCUCAACUAUGGAUACCGUUUCUCAUUAGGUUUCUAAUUAAUUUAGUCAACUAA
Messenger RNA from Oppia nitens, 1148 nucleotides. Its product is annotated as stearoyl-CoA desaturase 5-like. The record is from RefSeq and is a predicted model, not a curated record. The coding region runs from base 45 to 1148 and encodes 367 amino acids. Gene Ontology annotation, biological process: unsaturated fatty acid biosynthetic process. Gene Ontology annotation, cellular component: endoplasmic reticulum membrane. The transcript has 5 exons. Gene Ontology annotation, molecular function: stearoyl-CoA 9-desaturase activity; iron ion binding. NCBI's taxonomy places the organism in Eukaryota, Metazoa, Arthropoda, Arachnida, Sarcoptiformes, Oppiidae.